Molecule: messenger RNA, 2187 nt
Organism: Striga asiatica
Lineage: Eukaryota; Viridiplantae; Streptophyta; Magnoliopsida; Lamiales; Orobanchaceae
Source: the annotation of a GenBank genome assembly
AUGUUCAAGCACUCGCCACGUAGGAACAACCGAAAAAAAGGGAUAAAAGUGAAGCACGUGGUCCAAAUCGCCCUUCUGCUCGGGAUCUGCUUUUGGCUGCUCUACCAAGUCCAGCAAUCGCGCGACAAAAGGACGAACAACUCGAAAAUCUCGACAAAGCUAGAAAACGAACCCGAGAGCAUAAAGCUCGGGAGAAAGGAUCUCAACCCGAAGAUAGAAAGUGAAGAAAGCAACGAGGAAGCUGAGAAGGAGGAAAUCCGGCAUUUUGAUGACGAGAACAAGCCGGACGACAGGUGGCAAGAGCAAGAGAAAACGGAGGAGAGAGAAAAUCUGGAGGUGAAAGAAGAUGAAGGGAGUAGAGAGAAGAACAAUGUUGAGGGAGAGAGUAGUGAAAGUGGUGAUUUGAAUAAUGAUGAGGCCAAGGGGAAUGAAGGGGAUAAUAUUGAGAAUAAAAUUGAGGAGACAACGGGAGAAAAUGAGAGCACGGAAAAUAAAAUUGAGGAGAUGACGGGAGAGAACGAGAGGAAAGAGGAGAAGGAUGAAGAGAUGAACAAAAACGAGAGUGAAGAAGUUGGGGGAGAUAAUGAGGGAAACACGAGCAAGAAUGAAGAAAUUGUGGAAAACGAGAGUGAAGAAAGUGUGGGUGGUGAGAAAACAUAUGAGAAGAAGAAUGAGGAAAUUGGGAAAAACAAGAAUGAAGAAAGUACGGAAAACAAGAAUGAAGGAAGUGGUGGAGAAAAUGCGGUUGAUGAGAAGAAGAAUGAAGAAAUCGGGGAAAACAAGAAUGAAGAAAGUACGGAAAACAAGAAUGAAGGAAGUGGUGGAGAAAAUGCAGCCGAUGAGAAGAAGAAUGAAGAAAUUAGGGAAAACAAGAAUGAAGAAAGUACAGAAAACAAGAAUGAAGGAAGUGGUGGAGAAAAUGCGGGCAAUGAGAAGAAGAAUGAAGAAAUUGGGGAAAACAAGAAUGGAGAAAAUAUGGGAGAAAGUGGGAGCGAAGAGAACAAGAAUGAGGAAAUAGCCGAAAACAAGAAUGAAGAAAGUAAGGGGGAAGGUGAGAACAAGAAUGAAGAAAUUAAGGAAGAUAGUGCGAACAUGGAGACCAAAAACAAAGUAGAGAGUGAGAGUACAGAAAACAAGAAUGAAGGAAUUGGGGAAAACAAGAAUGGACAAAGUAUGGGAGAAAGUGAGAGCAAAGAGAACAAGAAUGAAGAAAUUAAGGGAGAUGGUGUGAACAUGGAGACCAAAAACGAGGAGAUAAAAAUAGAGAGUGGGAGUACAGAGAACAAGAACGAAGAAUAUAAAGGAGCAAACGAGGCCAAAGAAAACAAAGGAUAUGAGGGAACUGUAAAUAACGAGAGCAAAGGGGAUAAAAGUCAAGAAGCGGCUGCAGGAGAGAUCGAGAACAAAAGUUUUGAGAAAACGGAAGAAAAUGGGAACAAAGAGAACCAAAACAAAGAAUAUUCUAAUGACGGCAAUGAGAAAGAUGUGAACGGAAGUGAAUCUUCACAGCCGAACCCUACAGAAGGCAAGGAGGACAAAAACAAUGACAAAGGAGAGAGCAAAGAAGGUAGCGAAAAUGAUAACAAGGAAAACAAGCCAGUUGAGAAGCAGAAACAAGACUUGGAUCAAAUUACAAAUGAAGAAACUAACGAGAGCUCCAAGGGAGAGAAUGGUUCGGAUCAAAGUGUCUCCAAUGUCUCGGUAGAAAAUUCUGAAAGUAAAACGGAAACUGAGAAUGUUAGCUUGGCUAACAAGAACGAGUAUGAGAAUCAGAAGAUGUCUAACGAAAACAGCAUCACUAGUUCAGAGUUGACCAAUCAUGAUUCUUCAGCAGAAACAAACGGGGCCAGUGGUGAUUUCAGCCAAAGCCAAAACGAAAAAUCAGGAGAAGUCGAAAAUGAGUUGACAGAGAAAACGGGUACCAGUAACGAGAAAACGGAUCAAAAUUCGACUCAUUCAAUGACUAGUGAGAAUGUAGAGAACACUCCAGAAACUUCUAUUGAGACUAACUCUGCUGGGGACCAGAAAACUGAAAGUGACUCUGCUUCUGACGAGAAAACAGCAUCGUUUAGUGACAGUAAUGGCAGUGAUGGUGCGGGUGAAACUCAGUCGGACGUUUCUACUUCGGAACACGAACUCUCCCAAGAAGCUGGAAAUGAAGCUAACGGCCAUGAGGCAACUGCCUAG